AUGCAGAGAAAUGACAUUACAACAUCGAAGUAUACGAUAUUGACAUUCCUUCCGAUCAACCUGUUUGAACAAUUUCGACGUGUAGCUAAUGCCUAUUUUCUUUUUCUACUAAUUUUACAGUGUAUACCACAAAUUAAUGCUCUGAACCCGAUAUCGACGGCAGUGCCAUUGGUUAUAGUGCUAGGAAUCACUGCUGCCAAAGACGGUGUAGAUGACUAUAAGCGGCAUCAAAGUGAUAGGAAAAUUAAUAAUAGAGAAGCAACAGUAUUGCAAAAUGGAAGCUUUCAACCUAUAAAAUGGAAAGAUGUAAAAGUUGGCGAUAUUGUUCGGAUAGAAAACAAUCAGCACGUUCCAGCGGAUAUACUAUUAUUGUCGACAAGUGAGGCAAGCAUGUUCUGCUUUAUUGAAACCGCUGAUCUUGACGGCGAAACCAACUUAAAAAUUCGUCAACCACUUGCCGUUACUGGAAAAAUAGGAGUAAACGAAGGCUCUUAUGUCAACUUUACUGCAACAUUGCAAUCAGAGUUACCAAAUAAUCGACUAAAUAAAUAUCAAGGGACACUUGAAUACAAUGGUGAAACCUAUGCGAUUGAUAAUGACAAAAUACUAUUGAGAGGAUGUGUUUUACGUAAUACAAAGCAGAUAUAUGGUACUGUAGUGUUUACUGGAAAAGAUACGAAGCUGAUGCAAAACAGUGGUUCGCCGCGUUUCAAGCGCACCCGUUUAGAUAGAGUCAUGAAUUCAUUAGUCUUACUGAUUUUUGUCAUACUUUGUUGCUUUUCUCUUAUUGGUGCAAUUCUUGGAGGUUUAUGGGAAGGUAGCACAGGCCAAUAUUUCAGGCGUUACCUCCCGUGGGAAACUUAUACUCAUGACCCUGCCAGCAUCGGAGCUUUGUUGUUUCUAUCUUACAUUAUACUAUUGAAUACUUUAGUGCCAAUAUCAUUGUAUGUCAGGCAAAUCAUCAGAUUGGGUCAAAGCUGGACUAUUGAUUGGGAUAUUAAGAUGUAUCAUGAAAAGACUGAUACGCCUGCGAAAGCUAGGACUACGACUUUAAAUGAAGAGUUAGGGCAGAUUGAAUACAUUUUUUCGGAUAAGACUGGUACUUUAACGCAAAAUGUCAUGACAUUCAAUAGAUGCUCUAUCCUUGGAACAGUCUAUGGUCAGUUAAUAGCUAUAGAAUUAUCUGAGCGAUCAUUUUCAACCAAUAAAAAGGUUGAUUUUUCUGCAAAUCGCUUUUGCACUCCAAAAUUUGAAUUUUUCGAUCAAAAUUUGUUGCAAGAUUGUCAUGAUGGUAUUAAGGACGUUCAAGAAUUUUUUCGUUUGCUUGCGUUAUGCCAUACGGUAAUGGCUGAGGAGUCAGAAGGAGAAUUGGUGUAUAAAUCUCAAUCACCAGAUGAAGCGGCUUUAGUCGAAGCAGCAAGAAAUUUCGGCUUUGUUUUCACGAAACGAUCUUCCUCGAUGGUGAUUUUGGAAUGCCUAGGACAAGAGGAACAAUACGAACUUUUGUGUACAUUAGAUUUUAACAACGUUCGAAAGCGAAUGUCGGUUAUCGUACGCCACGGAAACGAAAUUGUGUUGUAUUGUAAAGGAGCAGAUACUGUCAUAUAUGAACGCCUCGAAGGUUCCAGUCCUGACGUGCAGAGUAAAACCACUGAUCAUUUAAAUUCCUUUGCUGGUGAGGGUCUCCGUACUUUGUGCUUGGCAAAGAAAAUAAUUGAUCCAAAAUUUUACACUGAGUGGAAAGUUAGACACCACGCUGCCAACACUGCGACUAUCGACAGAGAUGAGAAAUUAGACGCGGUGUACGAAGAGAUUGAGCAAAACUUAACUCUAAUUGGAGCUACUGCCAUUGAAGACAAACUUCAAGAUGGCGUUCCAGAGACAAUAGCAAACCUUACACAAGCAAAUAUUAAGAUUUGGGUCCUGACUGGAGAUAAACAAGAAACGGCUAUAAAUAUCGGUUAUUCCUGUCGAUUACUGACGGAGAGCAUGGACGAAGUUUUUAUUAUUAAUGGAAAUAAUUUGGACUCUGUAAGAUCAUCUAUUGAAAAUUUUCAGCAGCGAAUAACUGAUAUCAAAGGGCAACCGCGAAAUGAAAACAAUGCACAAACUUCUCAGGAAGAUCGGGAUGUAUUUGGAUUAGUAAUCAACGGUGAUAGUUUGGCGUACGCUUUAGCAGACGAUUUAAAAUUGACCUUUUUAAAUCUAGCAAGUCAAUGCAAUGCAAUAAUUUGCUGUCGAGUUACUCCCUUACAGAAGGCCCUUGUAGUAAAGCUUGUCAAGGAUAAUAAAAAUGCUGUUACAUUAGCUAUUGGUGACGGUGCAAAUGAUGUCAGCAUGAUAAAAGAGGCUCAUAUUGGUGUUGGAAUCAGUGGUCAAGAGGGCAUGCAAGCUGUAAUGUCGACUAUAUUUUUUCAUAUUAAAUUCAAAACAUUACAUUUCGAUCUUUUCUUUAACGACAAUUUUAAAUUUCUUGAGCGUCUUUUACUCGUUCAUGGUCGUUGGGAUUAUAUGCGAAUGUGCAAAUUUUUGAAUUAUUUCUUCUACAAGAACUUUGCCUUCACGCUUUGCCAUUUCUGGUUCGGUAUUUUCAGUGGCUUUUCAGCUCAGGCUAUAUAUGAUAGCUGGUUUGUUACAUUGUAUAACGUGGUAUUUACAUCAUUGCCGGUCAUUGGUCUUGCUAUUCUUGAGCAGGAUGUUAACGAUAAAUACAGCAUUCGACAUCCUCAAAUGUACGUCCCAGGCCAACAAAAUGUCCUCUUCAACGAGAAAAUAUUUAUGGCGUCUCUAUUUCAAGGGGUUUGCGCUUCGUUGGCGCUAUUUUUUAUUCCAUAUCUAGCAUUAUAUAUGGGAGGCGUUGAUUAUAAUGGUAUUACAUUAGAUAAUUUGCAGUUUCUUGGAACUGUAAUUGCGUUUACAUUGGUAAUAGUCGUGAAUUUACAGAUUGCUUUGUAUACGAAGCACUGGAACGUUAUUAUGCACGUUUUUAUAUGGGUCAGCAUGUUAUCAUUCGUAGUGUAUGCGUUUAUAUUUUAUUCCUAUGCGUUCUUUUCGCUAUCCGCUUCACAAUUCAACUACGUUCGAAUUCACUUUCAAGUAUUCUCCAAUCCUUAUGCUUGGUUUGUUACUGCAGUUGCAACGGUCUUUAUUCUAACACCAAGUGUCUUACAAGAAUAUUACAAUACAACUAUUCGGCCUUCGUUAACGGAGCGGAUACGAUGGCAACAAAUUAAUCAUGGAGACAUCGAUGAUGGCUCUUUACAUUCGGCUACUGUAAAACGUAGAAGAUCAACUCACUCUGGCUUCGCCUUUUCACAAGAACCUGGUAUUAGUAGUGUUAUUUGUGCGGAUAACCCAAAUACGCGUUCCACACCGGUACCAGUAUAA
Messenger RNA from Trichoplax adhaerens, 3387 nucleotides. RefSeq lists its product as uncharacterized. Gene Ontology annotation, molecular function: ATP binding; ATPase-coupled intramembrane lipid carrier activity; magnesium ion binding. NCBI's taxonomy places the organism in Eukaryota, Metazoa, Placozoa, Uniplacotomia, Trichoplacea, Trichoplacidae. Gene Ontology annotation, cellular component: plasma membrane. Gene Ontology annotation, biological process: Golgi organization; phospholipid translocation. The transcript has 33 exons. The coding region runs from base 1 to 3387 and encodes 1128 amino acids. The record is from RefSeq and is a predicted model, not a curated record.